AUGGAAAAGAUCAGAAAUAAAUUGGGUUUUCGUCAAAGUGUAGUGGUAGACAGUGUUGGGUCCUCUGGUGGUUUAUGUUUGUUAUGGACUGAGGAGGUUGAAGUGCGUGCUCUGUCCUUCAGUGCACACCAUAUUGAUACUGAGGUACAGAUAGUGGGGGGGCAAGACAAAUGGAGAUUGACAGGGUUCUAUGGUCAUCUAGUCACCUCCGAUAGAAAUAAAUCCUAG
Messenger RNA from Prunus armeniaca (apricot), 228 nucleotides. The record is from the annotation of a GenBank genome assembly. Lineage: Eukaryota; Viridiplantae; Streptophyta; Magnoliopsida; Rosales; Rosaceae.